AAGUUCGCCAACUUAAAAACAACCUGCGCAUUUUUCUUUAAUAAAAAACUGCGCAUAUCGACGAAUGUGUCGUUUGUCUUUCUUGUCAACUCCAACAAAUAGAAGCCAAAAACAAUAACUGGGUGUUCGUGCAUUAUGUGGUAAAAAAAUGGAGACUGAGAAGCAAUCAGAUACGUACAGGGAAUACCCAAUAUGCAGGACCUGCUUGAAUAUUAUACGCCACAAAUCUUACAGGUUGCAAGAAAAUAGCGGAUGCGGCGAAGGCCUAAAAAUUUCUCAUAUUUUAAGAUCCAUUGUACCUGAAUUGUAUUUGGGGCUGUCUAAUAGUCCAGAAAUAUGCGAAAAUUGCCGGGAGUGUCUACGAGUAUCGUACACAUUUCGAAAGUUAUGCUUGGAAACGGAAACCAUGAUAGGAAAUUACUUGAAGAACGUACGAUGUACAGCUCAAGUGAUAGAUUUGGGGGCCGUCAUAAACUAUUUGAGCUCCAAAAAGGCGCAACAAAAUUCCUCCGAAGAAACCAAAGUGAAUUCGGAUGAAUCGAAUCCCGAAAAUCUCGCGAAAUUGUUGAACAAAAUAAACGAAUCCCCCAAGAAACUGGAGGUGCCCCUAAACAAAGAGGAAGUAAAGGAAACUAAGGGCAAACAGUUCGGCUUGGAUUCCAAAGAAAUUCUGCUAUUAAAUAAAUCUACUAACAAAAUGGAAACCCUUCAUUUCGAUAUCGUAUCCGGAUUUUACAUAAAUCCUUCGGGUAGGAAAUACCUAAUAAAAAAUGAGAAGGCCUAUCCGAUACCUGAUAAUUACACAAUCGACAAAUUACUAACACGUAGAAAGAAAUCCGCAAAACCCCAAGUUGUUGAGAAUAAAACCGUAAAUAAAGAAGAUAAAAUUAAAAAAACCCAACAACAAAUUAAUUCCAAUAUUAACAAAAUUUUGGAAAAAUCCAUUACACAUAAGAAGGAAUCUAGCGAGACUGAAAACGAUGUUGUACCCGAGAGACGAGAUUCGAUUACGUUCUCUGAACCAGAAACUGAAACUCCUAUCGAGGAAAGUUCAACCUCUAACGAGCCCACGAUGACAGUGUGCGAGGAAACAGGCCUGCUAAGAAACGCCCAAGGCGAUUAUUUCUAUCUGGACGGCACCCCGAUGGACAAAGACCAAGUAGAAAUCGAGAGAAACAAUGCGAAAGUGCGCGGCGAAAGCCUCUUCUCAAUAACCGAUAUAUGCACGAUCAACGAUGAAGAUUUCGAACCAUCUAAAAACCAGCAAAAAUCCAACAAAACCAAAACAAGUGCGCCCGAUUCUAGUAAAACAGAUCUAAACAAAAAACCUCCAAAAGUGAUUGGCAGUAUUUCUGUGAAGAAAUUCGCCGAACUAAAGAACGCCGAUACCCCUUUGAAAAUUGCCUCGAAAUUAUCCUCCCCACCUUUACUACCCGCAGGAGACAUCGAAAGCCUCGCCAUCGUCGGCCCGAAGAAGAGGUACAGGAAAAUCCUUCCGAACCAAAAGAAAAAAUCCACAGGCCGACCGUCCAUCUUCAAUCACCUGAACUCCAUGAUGAAAGAGGAACCCGAGAAGAUUUUGAACUUCAGCUUUAAAAUCCCCCCGCCUUUAGUAUACCAAACGCCACCUAUCGAAGAGCAGGAUAAAAUCGAUAAUGUUCAAUUUCCAACACCUACCUUCGACACUCUAACACCCAUGGUGGAUGUCAAAGAAGAGCCUUUGGAUAUGGAGGUACCGUUCGAAAACGUUGAAGAUCCCUUACUCAUAUCCCACACCGAUUACGAUUCCCUGCAGAAUAUCAUCGAACCUUUGGCAUCAUCCGAUGACGUUGGGAAUAAUUACGUAGACGUCCCGGAGUUUGUGCAAAUCAACAACGUUGAUAUAAGUGAAGUAAAUGAUUCGAAGAAAACGAAUGAUGUAGCGGAAGCCAGUUGUAGUAUAAAAGAAAGUGACCAAAGACCGGUAAACAAGCCAACGAUCACGAGGUUACCUUUCCAGCUCGUAAAAGUCGGAAACCAUUAUAAAUUGAAAGACAAAACUACGAAAACUUCUAAUAGAUCUGUGGUUAGCAAGGCAAAGGGCAAACGAAAAGUGAAAAUCGUACCCGUCAAAAACUUCGCUCCGAAUCAGAACAUCCAAAUCCAACGACCGCCGAAAAGCGAUUUCGUGCUGAUUCACUCCACCUUCACAACGGACGGAUACUAUUUGAACGAUCACGAUUACCUAAUCACUCCGUACGUUCGAGAUAAAAUAGUCCUAUUCGACGGCAGCCACGCCACUUGCAUUUGCUACAUUUGCGGCAACGUGCACCGAGUGGACGACCACAUGGACCACAUGAAGAACCACGAGUCCCUCUGCGAGCACUGCCUGGACGACUUCGGCAGCCCCUACAAUCUCAACAUGCACAUGAAGAAGAGCUACAAAACGUGCGUAAGGACCCCCAAACAGAACUCGCCCGAGACGCUCAUGCUGGCCCAAAUCAAAAAAAAGGAUAACGAGAAGUUGAAACGUUGCUUCGUGCCGUCGUGCCAAAACACCUCGAAGAACUCGAAGCGGAAUUUCGUUCGGGUGCCGCCGGACGCGCACGAAUCGUGGGCGAAGGCCGUGGGAUUGCCGUACACGAUUUACAGGAAGUACUGGUGUUGCGACGAUCACUUCGAUAUCGAAGAUUUCGUGAAUUUCCACGAGUUCAAAAUAAUCGACGGCGUGACUAUAACGAAGAGCCAGAACACGUUGAAACUGAAAUCCGCUGUUGUGCCGCACAGGAAUUUAGGUCCGGUCGCGAAUAAACCGAGGAAUUCGAAGGGUGUUCAACCGGACAAAACUUCACUACCCGCAGAAAACCAGGAAAAGUCUAGUAACUCAUCGGAGAGGAAUCGUCCGAGGUCCCUGAGACCGCGUCCCGAUAGAAAUCGUAGUGAGAAGCCGCCCGAUGAGACAUUAGAGGAUGAGACUGAUACGAGCAACGAAGUUUCGGAGGCUGAUAGGACGAGGUCGUCGAGAAAACGGGCCCGUGCGAGUGUCGAGGAGGACGAGGUGCAGUUGAAAAGGGUCUUGAGAACCAGAACGAAGAAAUCGUACGCUGAAGGUCCUUGAUGACGGUUGAAGAAGGCGCGUCAGUUUUGUUAAUAUUCGAUGGGUACUACUAGGAUGAGAAUAGUCUGAGGACUGGGCUUGAUGCUUUCAAUAAUUGUUACGUUGUUUUAAAAAUCAGAUUAUUUAUCGUGUUUUAAUUUAUUUUCGUAAGUUUAAAUGUGAAUUAUUUCAAUUAUUUCAAUACUACAGUUAUUACAAUUUAUGCACGAAUAUAACUAAAGUUUGUACCGUUCAGGGUAUUCGAAAGUGCUGAAGGUUUUGAUUUGUGUGAAUACAAAAUAAAUAGUUACAAGGAUUAGUAUAUUUCCUCUUUGUAACCUCCUCGUUAUCUAUGAAGUACAUAUUAGUUAUAGUUUUAAAGAUGUGUAAUCAAUAGUUGAAUUUAUAGUAUUAAAAUCGUGUAUAAAUGUAAUCAGCAUAUUAUAAUCAUUUUUUCUAAUAAAUGGUAUGUUCCAACAAUGGUAUUGAUAUUAUUAAUUUCGUAUUUUCGUUGGAACAAACCUACUGUACUCGAUGUUAAUUUGAUUAAUAUGUUCUAAUUUAGACAUUAACUCGUACUGUUUUUCGUGGAUGUUUUAUAAUAGGCAUUUAAAACUUGUUCAGAGUGUUCCCCACUCGAUUAAUAACCGACGAACAAAAGGAACUCUCGUUUUGUUUAAAAUAGAUACUAUUCAGGGCUCUUUUUUAAUGCUAAUUAAUCCUUGAAAGAGUUUUCUUUAACUUUGACAGUUUUACGUUGUUGUUAUGGAGUAACUAAGGACAUUGUUUACGUUAAAAACACUUUUACGAUAGAUUU
Phyllotreta striolata is the source of this 3893-nucleotide messenger RNA. NCBI's taxonomy places the organism in Eukaryota, Metazoa, Arthropoda, Insecta, Coleoptera, Chrysomelidae. The record is from the annotation of a GenBank genome assembly.